Sporothrix schenckii 1099-18 is the source of this 1161-nucleotide messenger RNA. RefSeq lists its product as uncharacterized. Gene Ontology annotation, molecular function: protein binding. The record is from RefSeq and is a predicted model, not a curated record. The transcript has 2 exons. NCBI's taxonomy places the organism in Eukaryota, Fungi, Ascomycota, Sordariomycetes, Ophiostomatales, Ophiostomataceae. Bases 1 to 1161 code for a protein of 386 amino acids.
AUGACAGCAAUACGCCUUCUACUUGCCUUUUACUCGGUGGUGGGCUCUGUCGCCGCCUGUCCCUUGUCUCUAUUUUCAACGACGCCGUCUUAUCCCAUUUCGAGACCACACGACCGUCCCCUGCAGCUGACUGGCCCGCACCGCUGUGUCGACAAUGUCUGUGUGUACGCCGAUUCGCUGUACGGCGGCGGCAGCGGCAUCGCUGUUGUCACGACGGCCGAGAAUGCGGCGCUGCUCGACGGUCUUCCACCUCAUCGUGGCGCCGCUGCCACGACGCACGUCACCGAUCCGCCUCCGUUUUACGAGGCCUACGUGGCCGGCAAAGGCCUGGGCCUCGUGGCCAACAGCACCAUCCGCCGGGGUGACCAGCUGAUGGUGCACGGUCCGACGCUCUUGGUCCACUGGGAGACGCAUGCCAAAGCGGCGGGUGCGCAGCUGGACGGCUUGUACGAGGCCGCCACGCAGAGGCUGCCGGCGGCCGCCCGGCGGCGGUUCCAGCGGCAGAUGCACUUGGGCGGCAGCGGGGUGUACGCAAACAUCGAGACCAACUGUUUCCGGCUGUUUCUGGACGGCGGGCGUGACGAGGCGACGGGGCAUUUGGGGUGUUUUCCGGCGGCGGCCCGCCUCAACCACGAUUGCCGGCCAAACCUCCACUACCACGUCCACGGCAUCACGCAGACCGUCGUGGCCGUCCGCGACAUUCAGCCCGGCGACGAGUUGACGGUGAGCUACGUCGAGGUGCUGCUGUCCCGCGCCGAGCGGCAGGCGCGGCUGCGCGACUGGGGGUUCGCGUGCGCGUGCUCGCUGUGCCACAACGACACGGCGGCCGCCGAGCGCGACAAGCAGACACAGGAGAUCCUGGCGCUCCGGGCGCGGCUCGACCGCGGGGACCCGUCGACGACGGCCAACAGCGGCAUCGAGCUGGCCAUCCUGUACGAGGACGCACGGCUCGACACGCUGGUGGGCCAGCAGGCCUACACGCGCGCGGCGCUCAACUGCGCGCUCUUUGCCGAGGAGGCGUGCGCCGUGGCGUUUGCGCACAAGGCGAUGGAGGCGCUGGUGGUGGAGGCCGGCGAGCAGGCCGGGGACCUGGCGUCGAUGUGGCGGCUGGCGACGAGUCCACGGACGCACUGGGCCUGGGGACUGAGAGCGCGCGCGUAG